UUAUUCAUUUUUUAACCAGAACUAGUGUCAAAUUCAACUGAUGCUCUAACCUCACCUGUUGGGAAAAGAGGCCACUGAGCAAACCAGGCGUAGACGGUGCCAUCCUCCCGCUGCUGCUGUAGAUCACAGUCAACAUGGCUGCCCACAGGCCCGUGAGGACAGAGCACGAUGAGCUACAUAGAAAGGCCGACCACGUCACAGAUGAGUCCCUGGAGAGUACACGUCGCAUGAUGCAGCUAGUUGAGGAGAGCAGAGAUAAAGGAAUCCUGUGUCUGGUCAUGCUGGAUGAACAAGGAGAACAACUUGAGAGGAUUGAGGAGGGCCUGGAUCAGAUCAACUCUGACAUGAAGGAGGCCGAGAAGAACCUGACAGACCUGGGCAAAUGCUGCUGUCUGUGCUCCUGUGAUAAGCUGAAGGACUUUGAGGAAAGUGGAGCCUAUAAGAAAGUGUGGGGGGACAGCCAGGAUGGGGUGGUGUCCAGCCAGCCGUCCUCACAUGUCGCGGAUGAGAGAGAGCAGAUGGUCAUGAGUGGUGGCUACAUACACAGGGUGACAAAUGAUUCACGUGAAGAUGAGAUGGAGGAGAAUCUGAGACAUGUAGGCAGCAUGUUAGGCAACCUGAAGAGCAUAGCACAGGAUGUGGGCAAUGAGAUUGACACACAAAAUCUCCAGAUAAACCGCAUUGAUGUCAAGACCAACCUCAAUGUUUCCUGCAUUGAUGCUGCCAGUCGACAAGCUAAGAAUCUAAUGAAGAAUUAGAGGAAGAGGAAC
Molecule: messenger RNA, 770 nt
Organism: Esox lucius (northern pike)
Lineage: Eukaryota; Metazoa; Chordata; Actinopteri; Esociformes; Esocidae
Product: SNARE_SNAP25N and SNARE_SNAP23C domain-containing protein
Exons: 7
Coding region: 135-758 (207 amino acids)
Biological process (GO): exocytosis; synaptic vesicle priming; synaptic vesicle fusion to presynaptic active zone membrane
Cellular component (GO): plasma membrane; SNARE complex
Molecular function (GO): SNAP receptor activity; syntaxin-1 binding; voltage-gated potassium channel activity
Source: RefSeq, a predicted model, not a curated record